AUGCAUUUCUUCCCUAAGUUUGCGAAGAUUCUGCCGAACCGAAAGCCCCAAGUCCUGGACAAGGCUUCAUCUCGUACGAUGAAAUUCGUCGCUCCUUUCACAAAGGGAAAACCAGGUAAUCCCAGUAACUCACAUGCCAUCUUGUUGAGUUUAGGUUUUCUUUCUUGAGUUUAUAGAUAAUUGUUCCUCGGCACAAAUCAGACUGGAGGAGACAUGGGUGCCAAAAACUGAUGAUUAAGCAAAAUUCGAAUUCUGAUAAGACAGCGCUGAUCAGCAAUGUUAAUCGAUGUGGCUCUAAACGUUUUCGCUAUUUUUGAACCGGCCAAUCCUUCGCUUGAGUUUGAUAACUUUUCUGACACAAGAACAUUACAUGAUAAUACCAUAGCCUCUAAAAAUAACAAUUGCAAUUUAGCAAUAAAAAAAAACAUGGGAACUCGUUUUUUCAGGUAUAGACACAUUAAGCUAAAAUUCAGGGUGUUUUUGAGAGAGUCUAGGCAGUGCUUCCAGGGUAACUUUGUUUAUCAGUAAAGAAAUAAUUGCUUCUUGACAAAUCAUUGAGUAUUUUUAAGGACCACUUCCGAGAAAACAAACGAAAAAGAGAAGAAGCCACCAUCCACUAUAGACUAGGUAUAUUAAAAUGGAUAUAGUCCGUUUUUAAACGGCUGUUGUUCUUUUAAACACAAAGAGGGUUUAUACAAAAUUCAAAGUAAAAUAGAUCCAGGGGAUGAUGUUCAACAGUUAUGUAAACAACUGACCUGUCUAUAACUUAAUUACGACUGGUAUUUGUCUCUACUCACGAUGGAGUAAAUUUCGGAUCGAUUUGGGAACGGACAUAGUUGACUUCAAGAUACAAAGUGUUGGUUGGUCGCACUGGGUGCUAACUUAUUCCCUAAUUUUGAAUAUUACCAUUUGUCAUAUUUUUGCCUCACAAUAAUGUUGGUCCUCCUUUCCCUUGCAGGGCUAGCAUGGGUAUGUAAGUGGACGACGAACGGUUCACUACUCGCCUAUCAAGGUCAUGGUAUAUCCGAGUGGAAAAAUGACGCCAAAUUUUUCCAUUCUUUUAUCAACAAAAAUGGUCACGUGCUUGAUAGGGUUGAUUAUCACCACUGUGUUCCAAAAGGCGCAAUUGAGAGCGUGAAAGGUACCAAAGUACAUUUCUGUGAUGGCACAGAAGAGGAGGUUGAUAUCAUCAUUCAGUGCACCGGUUUCAAGGCAGAAUUUCCAAUGCUCCCCGCGGAAAUAAAAACGGUUCCUCUUACCCACAACUACAAGUAUCUGUUUAACGUCGAGGACCCGACAUUGGCUUUCAUCGGAUAUGUUCGGCCGGUGAUCGGAUCAUUAAUCACGAUCGCCGAGGUUCAAUCUAUUUUUACCGCGAAAGUUUUCUCAGGACUGUGUGAGCUUCCUUCCCGAGAUGAAAGGCAGAGAAUAGCUGUGAAAGACAAGUUAUUUUGGGACGACUACUUCAAAGAUUCCUCACGUAGACUUUCUACCUUGGUAGAAGCCUUCACUUACGGAGAUGACAUCGCUAGGUUAUGCGGAAUAUUUCCUGAUUAUUGGAAGAUGCUCAAAAGAAAUCCCCGUGGAGUUAUGACGGCGAUUUUUGCUCCCUACGAUGGCAGCUGUCUUCGACUAAAUCAGCCAGAAUACCAAGCGAAGGCGUUACGGCACUUGCGGCACCAGAUGUCCGGGACAUUCUCUCCAAUACAUUUACUUCUCAUCCUCUUCUUGCGGCUUAUCUGGUUCGACUUCUGGCAGGAUGUCCUCGGCGAGAUUAAGUACAAGAUUCAGUGCGCAGGAUGGUGGAAAAAAAUAAGAGAUUGUCGACCCAUACGUUUCUUAGAUUGGUGCUGGCAGGCUCCUAAGAGAUGGCUCUUUGAUUGUAAAACAAGAGCCUGA
Messenger RNA from Pocillopora meandrina, 1899 nucleotides. The record is from the annotation of a GenBank genome assembly. NCBI's taxonomy places the organism in Eukaryota, Metazoa, Cnidaria, Anthozoa, Scleractinia, Pocilloporidae.